Messenger RNA from Nelumbo nucifera (sacred lotus), 737 nucleotides. Its product is annotated as protein NOI4. Gene Ontology annotation, cellular component: plasma membrane. The record is from RefSeq and is a predicted model, not a curated record. NCBI's taxonomy places the organism in Eukaryota, Viridiplantae, Streptophyta, Magnoliopsida, Proteales, Nelumbonaceae.
CUAUGUAAAAUAUAAAUACAUCUCCUUCUCUGUUCUCACUUUAUAUUUCUUCUCCUCCUAUUUCCAGGCGAAGCGAUUUUUGAGGGAUCAAUAUCGGAAUUCAUGUCGGAGAAGGGUCGGCCGUUGCCAAAGUUUGGUGAAUGGGAUGUCAAUGAUCCUGCUUCAGCUGAGGGAUUCACUGUGAUAUUCAACAAGGCAAGGGAUGAGAAGAAGACAGGUGGCAAGCCUGACUCACCAGCAAAGGAUGAUUCCACCUUUAAACAUGGAACAGAUCCUGUCAAGCCUCAGGGUAAAAAAUGGUUUUGCUGUGUCCAACCCGCCUAUGCAGAGUCUUGACAGUUAUCUGGUAAGAGCAAAGUAGAAGAACAAGUUCAUCUAUCUCCGGCUUUUCCCUAUAUUUUCCAAAAUGCUGGAAUUGUAGUUAGAACAAAAAAGCUGCAAGGGAUCCUGCCGGAAAGUGUUUGGUGUGCUAUAGAACUGGGUUGAUGAAAGUGAUGGACUGGGGAAGGGAAAAUGGGAAGUGGACAAAAGCUUUGUUGUAUUUUAUAUAUACUGGUUUGCUGGGCAUUAUUAGAAGUUGAGUUAUGUGCCCUUUCUCCUAUAUUAUUUCUCUUUUGUUAUUGGAGCUGUUGCUUUUCUUAUGUGACAUUUCAUCUUUAUUUGCUGUAUUAUUGAAGUAGCUUUGUUCCUCCUAUAUUGUAUCGGUUCUGGGCAUGCUCGGGCCCUUUUGCUGGUUU